GUUUCACAGAGCAUUUGUCUCUGGUCUUCACCGCCUUUCCUUCAAUAAACAUACUUACAGACUAUUCUCCUCCUCACGUAGUCUCAAAAUGAAGGUCGUACCUGUACCCGUGCGCUCAGACAACUAUGCAUACCUUCUCAUCGACGAUUCUACAAACAAAGCAGCCGUGGUCGACCCAUUUGAUAUGACCAAAGUACAAGCUGCAGCUGCAGAACAGGGUGUCGAUUUAGUUGCCAACCUCACCACUCAUCAUCACUUCGAUCAUAGCGGAGGCAACAAAGUCUUCGCAAAUUUAUAUCCAGGAAAGCCGAUAUAUGGAGGUUCCGACCAAGGUGCGGCGGAUCACAUCGUAAAGGACAACGACCAGUUCACCAUCUCAGAACAGCUCGACGUCAAAUGUCUAGCCACACCCUGCCAUACACAGGACUCAAUCUGCUUCUAUGUAACUGACAAGGCCAAUCCCACACAGCCAGGAGCAGUCUUCACAGGAGAUACGCUCUUUAUCGCCGGGUGUGGACGCUUCUUCGAGGGAAACGCAACUCAGAUGCAUCGCGCACUUUCAUACCUCGGAACGCUCCCGGACCAAACCGUCGUAUACAACGGACAUGAAUACACCGCGAGCAACCUCGCCUUCGCAAAGAGCGUCGAGCCGAACGCAUCUGGUGUUGCCCGCCUCCAGGAAAUUGUUAAUAACAACAAGGUGACAACGGGAAAAACCACAAUCGGCGACGAAAAAGAAUGGAAUGUCUUUAUGCGGUUGAGCAGCUCGGAGAUCCUCAAAUCUUUGGGCGCGACUGCGGACACUCCUACUGAAUCAAUCAUGGAUGCACUCAGAACAAGGAAGAAUAACUUCUGAAAUAUGGCAUCAUCCCAAACGUAAGGAGACGUUGCGAUCUGCUGUUGGGUUUUGAUGAUAUCUUGAAAAGGCGUGUAGCACAACGAACUGAUUUUGAUGCUUGUAUUUUGUGAUGUUGGUGGGUCCGGUCAAUCAAUGUGUAGCGUUAUGGCAUAGCAGUAUAGGGCUUCAAAAGAAGAUGUAUAUGAUUAAAUUACUACAGCUCGUAAGAACAUGCAUCUGCGGAGCCCGAUGAGAUAGUGAGACACCAACAUUCGUAAAUAGACCACUGCAACGUAUAGAGAAGACAUGGGAACAGUUUAUGUGGCGGUGCGCUUGACCAUGCCCAUAACUGCCGUACGUGCGUAAGGGAUGUACGAAAGUGUGUACCAUAUGUACGCCAAAUACUGGAUGAUCACGAAUAUGAUGCACAGAGUCCCACUGCCAAUCACGAAUGCACCAACGAAUAUCAAUGCAAUAGAGGCGAGGAAGAUGAUGGAUGCGAUGAUGCGCACGGGUUUGAACAUCAAUUUUAGUUGUUGGAAGAACCCUAUUACGAAACCCGUCCCGAUGAGCGAAAUAAUCGUCCCACAACCAUACAAGAACCCAAAGCUAAUCAACCCGCCCAAAAUAAGGAAAAUCACACCAAGCAAGCUCAACACGAAACCAAUAAACGUGCACCCAAUAAACCCAUACAACCGUGUCGUCUUGCUAAGGUUGAACCCAAGCUUGCUAAACGCCGAUUCGCCCUCGAAGAAUUGGUUAUCCGGAAUCACACCCGACGCCGCCUCGAGGUUGAACCAACCCUUGUUCGACAUAAUGUCUAUUGUCUUGUCUUGUCUUUCGACUAUUUCCCUCCUUUCCUUUCUUCAAGCUAUUUUAUGGCGAAGACUAGCAGUAGAUCGUCUGUCCUACUUUCGCUUGAGUACCGAGUAGUAAGAGUGAUGAUGCAGUCGUGAAAUGGAGGAAGAGAGGUGCUGUGCUGUGCCAGCAGCGUUGCGAGUUUCAAGCAAGUC
Fomitiporia mediterranea MF3/22 is the source of this 1851-nucleotide messenger RNA. RefSeq names its product hydroxyacylglutathione hydrolase. The transcript is spliced from 11 exons. Lineage: Eukaryota; Fungi; Basidiomycota; Agaricomycetes; Hymenochaetales; Hymenochaetaceae. The coding region runs from base 89 to 856 and encodes 255 amino acids. Gene Ontology annotation, molecular function: hydroxyacylglutathione hydrolase activity. The record is from RefSeq and is a predicted model, not a curated record.